Molecule: messenger RNA, 3045 nt
Organism: Drosophila serrata
Lineage: Eukaryota; Metazoa; Arthropoda; Insecta; Diptera; Drosophilidae
Product: PHD finger protein 12
Biological process (GO): negative regulation of transcription by RNA polymerase II
Cellular component (GO): nucleus; Sin3-type complex
Molecular function (GO): protein binding; transcription corepressor activity
Source: RefSeq, a predicted model, not a curated record
CGCAGGGCUGCAUAAUACGUUCCCGAUUCGACUCUCGGGCAAUCACUUUUUCCCAGCCAAGACAACAAAUUGUGUACACCGUCUAACUGGAGGAGCGAAAAAGAUGUCGAAGGUGGACCAGGACCCGAACGCCUCGCUGAGCAUAAUGGAGCAAAUCAAGCAGCUCAUCCGGCCGCCGCCCAACGAGGACGAUAAGCUGGUGCAGCGGACGACGAACACGAAGCAUCCGUACUACAGGCGGCCGGGCAGGGGUCACAACCACGACUACUGCGAUUCCUGUGAAGAAGGCGGCAAUCUUUUGUGCUGCGAUCGGUGCCCCUCCAGCUUCCAUCUGCAGUGCCAUGAUCCGCCUCUAAGCGAGGAGGACAUACCUAGUGGCCAGUGGCUGUGCCACAGCUGUCUCAUGACGAAGGUAUCGCAACCCCCGGCAUCCUCCUCCUCGAAGGCCAGUUCCGUGGAGCGUGUACCGUCGGCGGGCAGCAACUCCAGGGCCAAUACGCCUUCGUCCGGCGAUCUGGAGUCCAUACCGCUGAAGAUACGGAAUUUAAGAAAACGGAGCAGCAGUGAACGGAAUAGCACCGAGAAACUGCUGGCCAAGAUGCCGCUGGCCAUACAGCGGGCCCUGGAUCCCAACAAGAAGCCGACACCGCUGGACGACAUUAUACGGGCGGCCAGUAUGCUCAAUCCGCAACAAUUCUCGCUGCCGCCGGAACUGGAGCUGCACACCCAGUUCCCGGGCAAUGGCAAGGUGCAGCCCGUCCAGCAGCCCGUCCCGUCGACGGGCAAUGGCGGGCACCGCAAGUGCGCGGGUAACCAGCGCAGGAACUCGAAGCCCUUCGAACUGGACGCCCAGGGAUUGGUGCCGCUGCCCGCCAAGACCUGCUUUUACUGCUCGCGGUCGUGCAAGAGGGCACCGCUCAUUUCCUGUGACUACUGUCCGCUGUACUAUCACCAGGAUUGCCUGGAUCCGCCGCUGACGGCCCUGCCGGCAGGCCUGUGGAUGUGCCCCAAUCAUGUCGAGAACUUUAUCCAGGACGCCAAUAUGACCAACAGCAUCUCGGCGACGGAACGGGUGCGCCUGUGGAAUCGAUUCCACCAGCCGCUUGACCAUGAGAACGUGAAACUGGAGUUCUUCCGGCGGGUCCACACCCGCCAUCCACCCUUCCGCACCAAGAGCAGUUUGCGUGCCCGGGCCCACAUCGAGGUGCCGGCCAUGGUGCGUUACCACUACGAGCAUCCGCCGGCCCUGCUGCCGUCGAUGCGCCAGACGCUGAGGUACGAUCGUGUCAAGCGGCGCAAGAACCUGCCCACGGCCGUUGAGGAGAUAUCCCGGGAGACGGUCACCGAAUCGCUGCUGAAGGACCUCGAAGCGUUGCGCUCCGCACGGGCCAAGUUCCGUGAGCUUCAACGGGAGUAUGGCACCGUGGAGACAGCCGUGGAGGGAGACAGUGACAGCGAGGAUACUAGCCCGGAGGAAGGUACCGAAGGUGCCGAGCCGAAUAAGGUAAACGGUGCAGGACCUGGAGUAGCCGGCGGGCUGGAGACGGAGAAUGCCAAGACCGAGCCAGAUGGCGGCGAUCUGCCCUCGGUCAUCAAGGUGGAGUCGAAGGCCAGUCUGGAGCUAGACAUUACAUUUGAGGAUGAGGAGGAGGAUAGCAAGGUGGGCAUCAUUGAUGCGGACCUCUGUCACCUGGACGUGGAUAUUAUUAAGAAGCUGGCCCAUCAGCGUCUGCUGCAGUUGGUCCAAGAGUACCCGGAGAUUGUAACGCAGUACAAGAACCGAACGGCCGCUCGACGUCUGCGCCAACUAACAGCUGCAGAAGGAUCAGGAGGAACGGAAGCACUGCAAAGCCAGCUAGCACCGGAGGAUAUGAAUCGCUUCUCGCUGCUCUUCACCAGCGAAACGUCCUCGAUACUAGCCCAGAAGAAUGGUAAUGCCGCCGACGAGGAUCCAGCAAUGGCGCUGCAUCCUGCACUGGCCACAGCGGCCGCCAUUGCCGCAGCGGACGCUGCCGCCGAAUGCUAUGUGCCGCGGAUCCGGAGCGAUACGGAUAAGGCCUACGAGCUAGCCUCCCGGCUCGAGCUGAAGCUGCUGCAGUGCAAGGUGCAGGCACGGGCGGUGAUCACGCCGCUGGGCGACAUGCUCGAGGACAGCCGGUGGUUCAGCUCCCUGGGCCUGGAGCAGUCGAUCUUCAUGAGGUAUCGCAGCCUGUACAUCGGGUACGGAGGCCACUACUCGCCCUCGACGACACUGGGCCAGACGGAGACGGUGGACCUGUCGGCCAUCGGCUACUGCUGUCGCAUUUCGCCGCAGCAUGCCAUCAUUUUCUACGACGAGUUCUCCAAAUCGUACGAGCUGAUCAACUACUCGGAGUUCGGAACGGAGGUCAACGGGCAGGUGUACGCCUGCGACCUAACCGAUCGGACGCCCACCCAUGCUGGCAAGCGGAUGCGACCCGACGACGCCGAGCUGAAGCGGAGGGUGGACGAUCUGCUCGACAAGAGGCGUCACAUCCUCCGGCAGUUCGAGACCAAGCGGAGUGGCCAGAACAAACUUGCGCCCAUUGUGAAGCCCGCCUGCCGCUGUACGAAUGCGGGACCCGUGCCCAUGGUAGCCGGCGCCUGGGAGGGUUCUGCGGUUCUGGCCCACGGCAGCCUCCUGCGCUUCGGUUGCCUGUCCUUUGUGUUCUCGGUACCGUCGGUGGAUCUGCUACAGGCGCAGGCGCGCAAUAAACGGCUAACGUAGGAUCUGUGGCAUCAGCAGCAACAGCAUCAUCACCAUCCUCAGUUAGACCACCCAGUGGGGCAGCUAAUAGCCAGUAGCCAGUAGUAGCCAGGCCUUAGGGCUAGCAAUCAGCACACUCAUUUUAUCGCCACGAAGAUUAUGUUCACAUUUUAUGGAUCACACACAUCCCAGCCCAUCCUAGCAUUAAGUACAACUGCGAGGGAUCGGCACCAGGUAAUUUGCCCAGAAAGCCCUCCCUCCACCACAAUAAUUGUAAAAUUGUAAUUAUAAGGGAAAACCUUGAAAUAAAAUUGUAAAAA